This is a messenger RNA of Penicillium malachiteum, 1680 nucleotides long. RefSeq lists its product as uncharacterized. Bases 1 to 1680 code for a protein of 559 amino acids. Gene Ontology annotation, biological process: amino acid transmembrane transport. Gene Ontology annotation, molecular function: amino acid transmembrane transporter activity. Gene Ontology annotation, cellular component: membrane. Lineage: Eukaryota; Fungi; Ascomycota; Eurotiomycetes; Eurotiales; Aspergillaceae. The transcript has 5 exons. The record is from RefSeq and is a predicted model, not a curated record.
AUGUCACAGUUAAAGGAUUCAAAAGGGGAAUCUAGUGCUAAUGAUCUAUCAGAGGUCGAUGCAGUCAGUGAUGAAAGUGUUGGGGAAGUUGGCACGCUGCGUAACAAUGGUCGAUUUCAUCGUACCUUCACCCCCAGACAAAUUCAUGCAAUUUCUCUUGGUGGACAGAUCGGAGCAGGUCUCUUCAUUUCAACCGGCGAAAACCUCCGAGAUGGCGGUCCUGGAUCUCUGUUCCUGGGCUUUGUGGUUGUCUGUUCAUGUGUAUGGGCAGUUCUGCAAACUGUCAGUGAGAUGACAAUACUUUUCCCUACUCCAGGGAAUUUCAUCGAUUAUGCCGAUCGCUUUGUGGAUCCAGCCUUGUCUUUCGCUGCCGGAUUUUCGAUGUGGAUAGGCUGGACAGCUGUUAUUGCCUCGGAAGCAACAUUCUUCUCAACUAUCGUUAACUAUUGGGCAAAAGAUCGAGUCAAUGAGGCUGUCUGGUUGACCAUUUUUCUUCUUCUUAUGUUUGUAAUUUUCAGUCUACCAAAUGUGGCAUUUGGCUGGUUCGAGUAUUUUACCUCUCUUCUGAAGAUAUUGGCUCUCAUCAUAUUUAUCAUUGUGGGAAUCGCUAUCAUUUUUGGAGCUGGUACCGAUGGAUCUAUGCAUCAUGGUGAGACAUGGCAACAUGGGGAUGCGUUUUUGAAUGGAUUCAAAGGAUUCGGAAAUAGUGUCUUACUAGCGAUUUUGGCUAUUGGAGAUUAUGUUGGCAAUAUUGACACACCCAUUCGCACAGAUAACACGUUCACUGGCUUUCUUGCUGGUGAAUCCAAGAGCCCUCGGUUCUCUGUUGGCCACGCAGUUUUCCUGAUUCCAAUCCGAGUCACUGUGUUUUAUUUGACGUCCGUGGUUCUGAUCGGCCUACUGGUCUCUCCCAGUAAUCCAAAUUUACUAGGCAGCAGCGGCGUUGCGGCAUCUCCUUUUGUCAUCGCUAUCAACCAGGCCGGGAUCAAGGGGCUUCCAGAUUUCCUCAAUGUCAUUAUCAUGUUCGCCGUGGCAGCAAUCGCCGCAGAGAGCUUCUAUAUCGCUUCAAGAAUUCUCCAGACAAUGUCCCAUCAAGGUCUGAUCUCUGCGUGGGUGGCGAAGGUUGACUCACGCGGCCGUCCACGGGUAUCCCUGGCUAUUACGGGCGCUCUUAGUGUCAUUCUCACAUACAUCAACCUCAGUGGAGAGGGCACAACUGUAUUCAACUGGCUGGCACAGAUUGCAAGCACUGGAUACUUCAUGGUAUGGUUUGUGAUUGCCAUUACCUCGUUUCGUUUCCGUGCAGCUCUGAAAGCUCAGAAUGAUCCUCUGUUCGAUCAAAUAUAUUCUUGGAAGUGCAGUAUCUGGCCAAUACCUCCUAUUUGGCUUCUGACUUGCUGUUGUUUUUAUAUUGCAUGCUCUUUAUACCUCGCUUUAUAUCCUAUCGGAUCAAAUACGCCGACAGCAUACUAUUUUUUCCAGUAUAUGUUUGGAUUGAUUUUGAUUACAUUCAGUGCAAUUGGUUACAAGCUCAUAUUCCGGACAAAGCUCCGAGACCCUCAAACAGUGGAUUUGCAGACAGGGCGCAGGGUCCUAAGCGUUAAAGAGAUACGGGAGUUGGAUAACUACGAGAAAAUGCCCAAGUGGAGGAAGUUUGUCUCAUUUGUACAGCUUUGGUAG